This is a messenger RNA of Entamoeba invadens IP1, 1128 nucleotides long. RefSeq lists its product as hypothetical. Lineage: Eukaryota; Evosea; Mastigamoebida; Endamoebidae. The record is from RefSeq and is a predicted model, not a curated record. The coding region runs from base 1 to 1128 and encodes 375 amino acids. The transcript has a single exon.
AUGAGUGACAAGUCGAAAGAAAGCAGCUCUUUAUCGAACAAUACAACGUCCAAGUCCUCUUCCACGUCUUCUUCAGAUUCCAAAAAAGAUUUAAAUACCACUAAAAAUGUUAAUGAAGAAAAAGAGAACCAAGAAGUCCCGGCUGUACAAGUCACAGACUUAGCCCAACUAGAAAAGUCCUCAGACACACCAAAAUCGUCUUCUGGUAGUUCACUGCAUGAGACUGGUGUUGAUAUUUCCAUUACUCCGACUGCAAAGACUCCCGAGAGUGGCUUGAAUUCAACGGAGAUUGAGAUGGAUGAAAACAAUGAAGAGAAAGCUUCAAUAGAGAACUCGACUGACAUCAAACCGUUUGUUAAUGUCGAAGUGAUACCCGACGAGAUGGAGAAGUAUCCGAUCCAAGCGUUGAUUUGGACUAUCUUCAAAUCAGUAUUAAUGGCAAUCCUACCAUUCUUUAUGGUGAUAGUCAUUGGUGCUGUUGUUGUUGGGUGUUAUGGAGGUAUCGACGACGCAAAGGAAAAGUUCUUCGACAAGCUUUCGACCUUUGAGAAGAAGGCAAAUUUGCUCUACGCGUUCUUCUCUUAUUCGAUCUUUGUGGGGCUUGUGCCUUUCUUAGUCACAAUUGCUUUCUGUCAAGUGAAGAUCAGAAGACUUUGGUUACAAGUGAUCGGGACAUUGGCCUUCUUUGGGUUCCAUGGCGUCGUGGAGUUCAUUUGGCUUGCGUUGAACAAUUUGAUGAACGGAAAUAUUGGAAACGGCCCAUUAAGAACAGUCAUGUUAUUCUUGGCGGAUCAAAGCACUUACUCUCUUCUUUAUGUUGUACCAAUAACCUCCGUUUUCUUUGUAUAUAGAAAACUCGACUUCUCAAUCGUCAGACUGGGAAGAUACAUGAGCUGGCAUAAAUUCAUCUUCAGAGAUUACCCACUCACGUUGGCUAUUUGUCUCUUCUUUUGGGUCCCAGGGAUGAUAUUCUGCUACUCUAUGAUGCCUAAUGUCCAGUUUACUUUGCGUCUCAUUCUCCAAUUCGUCACAUCAGUCACUUUGAAUGUCGAAUCGGCAAUUGCAGUCUGUGUGAAAGGAUCUAAUGAUGACAUCGAAGAGGAUUUACCAAUCGAAAAGGAGGAAUAA